GUGUUUUUAAGGAAGGUGUAGGUGAUUUCGUUUAUUACAAGGCUCACUAUGUACGACUUACUUCGCCGACAGAACCCCUUCAAUUAACUCCUUCACACAUCAUCUCUCUAUAUCUUCAUCAUCUCUGAGCCAUUCUGUACUUCAUUCAUCAUCUGCAUAUCUUUCUGAGCCCUCUUGUAUUCGUACUUUGUUUUCUCUCUCUCUCUCUCUUCAAAAUGGUGCAAUCAAAGAAGUUUAGAGGUGUCAGGCAGCGUCACUGGGGUUCCUGGGUUUCUGAGAUUCGCCACCCACUAUUGAAAAGAAGGGUGUGGCUGGGCACAUUCGAAACAGCCGAAGAAGCUGCUAGAGCUUACGAUCAAGCUGCAAUCUUAAUGAGUGGACGAAAUGCGAAAACGAAUUUCCCAAUAACACAAACUCCAACCGGAGACCCUAAACCUAGUCAAAGUUCGACCUCGGCACCUCCAAAUGAUUUAUCAGAACUUCUGCACGCCAAGCUUCGGAAAUGUAGCAAGGCACCAUCACCUUCUAUGACUUGUUUGAGGCUUGACACAGAGAACUCUCACAUUGGAGUAUGGCAAAAGAGGGCAGGUCAACGCUCUGACUCGAAUUGGGUCAUGACUGUCCAGCUUGGGAAGAAUAAUGCAGAUGAUGUUUCAGGAAACGUAUUGCCUUUGGGCGCUCAGUCCGAAGAGAUAACAGGGCCCGAACUCAAGGCAGAGAUGGAUGAAGAGGAAAGAAUCGCACUGCAAAUGAUAGAGGAGCUUCUUAAUCGGAAUUGUCCUAGCCCUUCAUUUGGGGUGGAGGACGGUGGAAUUUAUAUCUAGUACUUUCAUGGUGUGAUGAGAAAAUAAAGUACUGUAUAGGGCUGCAUGUGACUUUCUAUAUUUUAAUACGUUUGUAUUUAGUAUUUAAGUAUACGGUAUGUAUACAGUGAGCGAAAGAAAAUGAUUUGGGGGUAUAUGUGUUGGGAUAAAUAUUAUAUAUAGAAAUAAGAAUAUCAGUACGCAAGUAUGUAACAUAGGGUUAGAUAACAUAAUAUUGGCGGUGUGACACAAAAAUAAUGGAAAUUGUGAAUAACUGUUUCUAUGCAUAAAUAAA
This is a messenger RNA of Pistacia vera, 1098 nucleotides long. RefSeq names its product ethylene-responsive transcription factor WIN1-like. The coding region runs from base 216 to 824 and encodes 202 amino acids. The record is from RefSeq and is a predicted model, not a curated record. Lineage: Eukaryota; Viridiplantae; Streptophyta; Magnoliopsida; Sapindales; Anacardiaceae. The transcript has 2 exons. Gene Ontology annotation, molecular function: DNA binding; DNA-binding transcription factor activity. Gene Ontology annotation, biological process: regulation of DNA-templated transcription.